AUGAGCACACCAGCCGUCAUCUUCGUCUCUCCCCGUCCUCGCGAGCAUCUCACUUCUGCUGACCCCCCACCUCAAGUUGCUCUGAGCUCUUCGACUCUUGAGCCGCUCUUUCACUUGCCGCAGGACGCAGCAGCAAAACGACUGGGCGUCUCGCUGACCAGCCUGAAAGCUGCAUGCCAAAAGAUCGGCAUCAUGCGAUGGCCCUACUCCCGAUGGUCGCUGGAAGUGCGUUCGCCUUCAGCCUCCAAGUCACCCCCAAACUCAGAAGAAGUUUCCAAUGAGGAGAUGGAGAAGAAGGCUGUAGAUGUAGAAGAUCAAGAAGAUGACUGGUUGAUGCAGCAGAUGCUGCAUCAAGAGGAAGAGGAGGGCUGGUUGGAUUGGUACCGAAGUUGCGAUCUCCACGAUGACAGUGUGUGGAUGGGACAACAGAAAGAGUCUUUGAAAAAUUGA
Messenger RNA from Guillardia theta CCMP2712, 450 nucleotides. RefSeq lists its product as hypothetical. The record is from RefSeq and is a predicted model, not a curated record. The transcript has 2 exons. NCBI's taxonomy places the organism in Eukaryota, Cryptophyceae, Pyrenomonadales, Geminigeraceae. The coding region runs from base 1 to 450 and encodes 149 amino acids. Gene Ontology annotation, molecular function: DNA-binding transcription factor activity.